GCGGACUCCUGCUGAUAACGAGCGCCGACCGAUUACGGUGUGUUAUUAAUCCCCGCCGUCGUGCGACUGCAUUGUGUGUCAACCUUCCGUCGCGAGUCGGUACUAUUAUUCGCCCGCUGCAGCUCCGUCGUUCGCGUGCCCGUCAGUACACUUUUUCUCUGGACCAGUCUGCGUCUUAAGUUUUCAACGACGUCGUCGUCCUGCCCGUGUUAUCGCGUAUUCGUCCGCACAACACAAGAAUCAUGUUCAAGCUCUCGCUGCUCUGUGUGGCAGCCGUUCUCUUCGUGUCCAGCCAAGAGGCGCACGGAAAAAUGACCUGUAAACUGCCUCAGGUACAAAUUCCAGACGAUUGGAUCACCAUGGUUAACCCGUGUACGAAAAAAAUGAGAGAACAAGUCCAGGAAGAACUCACUGCAGCAAUGACAUAUUUUGCAAUGGGAGCACAUUUUUCUAAGGACACAGUGAAUCGUCCUGGAUUUGCAAAAAUAUUCUUUGAUAGUGCCAGUGAAGAACGUGACCAUGCUAUUAAAAUUAUUGGAUAUUUGUUGAUGAGAGGAGGUUUGACCAAAGAUAUCAGUCAAUUAAUCCGUGACCCUCAACCUUUGUCUGAAACUUGGGCUGAUGGCUUAAGUGCAUUGAAGGAUGCUUUAAAAUUGGAAGCUCAUGUUACACGUAAGAUAAGAGAUAUUGCUACCACAUGUGAGGAACCUGGACGUGAUGGACAAGAUUUCAAUGAUUAUCAUUUGGUUGAUUGGUUAACUGGUGAUUUCUUAACUGAACAAUAUGAAGGUCAACGUGACUUGGCUGGUAAAAUAUCUAAUCUUGGUAAGAUGUUGGAAGCACAUGGAGCUCUUGGUGAGUUCCUCUUUGACAAGAAGCUUUUGACUGGAGCUUCAGUUUAAUUUACAUUUUAUGAACAAAAUCAUGAAUUUUACUCUUAAUUAUAAACAUUACCCCAACAUUUUUUUUUUGUUUUUAAUGUAAUUAUGUUAAAUGAUUAUACUCAUAGAUAAACUUAUUCAUAAAAUUAACCAACUAUUGUAUUUUAACAUAGUAUAUGUUAAAAUACAAUUUUAUUAUAUUUUUCACAGACAUAAAUUAAAAAUAAACAUAUAUUUAUAGCUAUAUUGUAUUACAUGACUUUUUUUUAUUAUAUUUUUUAAUUAGUGUAAAAUUAAAUUAAUAUUUAAUAUUGAUGGCCAUAAUAUUUAAUUUUAAUCCAAUUAAAUAUAUGAUAUUACUUUUUUGUAAGUAAUUAUUGCACUUCGAAACUUAAAAACAAUUACAAUAAAUCACAUAUUUUAUCUUUUAUUAUAUUCUUUGUGUUACCAACAGUGCUUGAAUUUAAAAAAUAUAAAAAAAAAAAAGGAUGUAAAAGUGUAAACAAAAUGUGUUUACUUGAAUAUUUAAGUGUUGUAUUAAUUAUGAGACAUAAUUAAUAAAAGUAUGCAUGAUAUUUUUUAUAAGAGGAGGAAUUCUGUUCUUCUUUUAUUCAAGCACUGGUUCAUAGUAACACAUUUAGAAAAAAAUACCUUUGAGACAUCAUCUUUUCCUUGUAUCCCUUAUACUCAUUUCUUUUUAUGUUUAAACCAUUUCAAAAAAUACUCCAUAUUAGUCUUAAAACGGUGUCACUUAUUAACAAAUUAUUAUUACUCAUGGUAAUGUCUAACUUUAUUUUAUUAUUACAUUUAAUUGAAAAUGCAAAAUUGUAGAAACCUUUUUAUAAACUACAUUUUGUACAAUUUAUUUUUUGUAUUAUUCUUUAAAAUAAUAAUAGUCAUCAUCAAGUAUCAAUAUAGGUGUAUUGUGCAAUUAAACUACUUGUGAUGUAUGAAAUUAUUCAAUUUUUAUUUAAAAAUAUAUUACUUAUUUAUUAUA
Messenger RNA from Aphis gossypii (cotton aphid), 1878 nucleotides. It is a transcript of the gene Fer1HCH, whose product is annotated as ferritin subunit. Gene Ontology annotation, biological process: iron ion transport; intracellular iron ion homeostasis. Bases 243 to 902 code for a protein of 219 amino acids. NCBI's taxonomy places the organism in Eukaryota, Metazoa, Arthropoda, Insecta, Hemiptera, Aphididae. The record is from RefSeq and is a predicted model, not a curated record. Gene Ontology annotation, cellular component: cytoplasm. Gene Ontology annotation, molecular function: ferric iron binding; ferrous iron binding. The transcript is spliced from 6 exons.